Paramecium sonneborni is the source of this 494-nucleotide messenger RNA. The record is from the annotation of a GenBank genome assembly. NCBI's taxonomy places the organism in Eukaryota, Ciliophora, Oligohymenophorea, Peniculida, Parameciidae.
AUGAUAGCUUAUCUUUUUGUAUCAUUAAAUUCCUUAAGACUAAAAAUAAGAUCUGCUGAUACAGAGAUGGCUAUAAUAUAAAUGAUUUAAAUCAGUGCUGAACAAUCCUCUAUAUAUUCACUAAUUGAAGCUUCAGCCAAAGAAUUGUUCCCAAUUUUAACUUAAAUAGGUUUCACUAUAUACUUAUUUGAUAUCUAGGCAUCUUAAUUAUUCAAUUCCAUAAUUGAUUUUUAGAAAUAGAUCUAAUCUGACCAAUUUUUGUUAAUUAUAAUCAAUUUACAUCAAUUAAUUUGAACACAGAUGAUUAGUAUAAUAUUUUGAUGCCAAAUAACACUCAUCUCUUAAUUAGGAUAAUCCUUUCAAAUUACUACAAAAUUUAACAUAUAUUUUUAAUUUUAAGAUCUCUACUAAUUUUUUAAUCCAUUAAUGUCCAAAUAGAAUAUAGCAUGGUUUAUUGAACUAUAUCAAAAUCCCCUAUCAUCUAUUCGAUCAGA